AUGGCAGUCCUGCGAUCAGUCUUGCGACGGACGGUGGCGGCUCCCAGAGCUCUGGCCGCAACAUCUCGUCCAUUCUCGGUCCGCACAAGCCUCGCCGCCCGCGUGUCCAAUGCACCACCAAUCGAUCCUCCCUCGGGCGGCGAAAUGAGCGUUGGCGAGCUCGAGGGCGCCGAGUUCAAGAUUGAGCCCCUGCGCCGCGUCGGCGAGGACGAGAGGACGAUGCGCGCGCGGUUAGUCUACCAGUCCCGUAAGCGCGGAACCCUCGAAUCCGACCUUUUGCUCUCGACCUUUGCCGACACGUACCUACCCAACAUGUCCAAGGAGCAGAUGGCGCAGUACGACCUGUUUCUCGACGAGAACGAUUGGGACAUUUACUACUGGGCAACCCAAGAGGCCCCAUCGCCCGCCACCGAGGCAACCUCUUCUUCCCAGCAGCAAUCCACCACCACUCCUCCCGCCCCAUCGUCGUCGUCGUCGUCAAAGUCAUCUUCUUCUUCUUCAUGGCAGCCCACCUCGCCCUUCCAAGCCGCAGCCGACGACCUCAAGGCGCCGCCCGGGCAGGCCGGCAAGAACGCCGCCGCCGCCGCCGCCGCCGCCUCGGAGGAGCCGUACCGCAAGCCCGGCGAGGGCGAGUGGGCGCAGACGGUGGGCACGUUCAAGCCCGCGUACCGGCCCGUGCCCAAGCGGUGGCAGGACAGCGAGGUCCUGGCCCUGCUGCGCGAGCACGUCAAGAGACGCAGCAUGGGCGGCGAGGAGGGUGGCGGUAUGGGAUUCAUGCCCAACCUGAAGAACUAG
This is a messenger RNA of Pestalotiopsis fici W106-1, 795 nucleotides long. RefSeq lists its product as uncharacterized. The transcript has 2 exons. The record is from RefSeq and is a predicted model, not a curated record. NCBI's taxonomy places the organism in Eukaryota, Fungi, Ascomycota, Sordariomycetes, Amphisphaeriales, Sporocadaceae. Bases 1 to 795 code for a protein of 264 amino acids. Gene Ontology annotation, cellular component: mitochondrion. Gene Ontology annotation, biological process: protein-FAD linkage; tricarboxylic acid cycle; mitochondrial electron transport, succinate to ubiquinone.